This is a messenger RNA of Caenorhabditis sp. 36 PRJEB53466, 1193 nucleotides long. Lineage: Eukaryota; Metazoa; Nematoda; Chromadorea; Rhabditida; Rhabditidae. The record is from the annotation of a GenBank genome assembly.
AUGAUUCUUCUUGGUGCUUUCGCAGCUUUGAUCUACUUUAUUUGUGUUGUUGCCCUUGGAUUCUGCAUGUCAGCGUGAGCUUUACAAGCUUGCCUUUUAUAAUCAGCCAUUGUUUAGGUACUUUGUAAUUCUUACGGUCACAAAGGUAACGAUUUUUACUCCUGAUUAUGAAAAAGGAGUUCAAGUCUGCCAAAGGAGAGAAGAUGAUGAAUCGGUGACAAUCGAUGAGACUGGGUUAACAUAGCCGAGGAACCAGGUAAAGGUUCCCAAUUGAUGUUAAAUGAACGGUUUGUGCAUACUGCUUCCUUGAUUAAUUAAAAUCGCUUUAUUGGUCCUGCACCUCUCGUUAUAUCAGAUGCUAUGUGCAUGUUUUUCUUAUUCUUACAGUACGAACAAAUCCUAAUGCUUGAAAGCCAAACGCUCGUGAUCAUGUUUCUAGUUAUUCUUACUCUACUUUUUGGAGCUGUUGUGUAGGGCACCUUCAUUUUCAUUUGGGACAAUUCUGUUUCAUUCAGAGUUUGCUAUAUAACCAUUGUCGCGUGGGCCGUUCUGUUUGCUCGUACUACCAUGAAGUCGUUACGCCGCUCGCAGGAAAGCAGGACUUUCGUAGUUGUCCAGAAAAACGGCUUUGGUUUUCGUGACAAUUUUUGCACUUCAUGAAGCGGUGAGCCAAGAGCAAACCUUGCAAUUUUCCACGGUGAGAACACACUUUUUUUCUUCCUUGCCUUUUUGUAAUGAACCGUUUGCUCUGUCUUCCUCUUACGGGUUCUGUUACUGGUUUCAAACCGUCCGUUACUUUUUUAUUUUUUAAAAUUUACUUUGCUAAUUCAUGAUUGCAGUAACUUUUCGUUUGCUGCUCCGCUCAAAACCAUCAUGCUUUGCUUCGAGACUAGCCUUCUCAAGUAUCUUUACGUUCUGAUGCUCAUCCUCUGGGCCGUCGCUUUGUGAGUAACUGAAAACCCCCUCUCCUUCAAUCAAUCUCAACUUUCAGCGUUUGCUUGUUCUCCGGCCUGCUCAACGAGUGGUUCUUCCCGGAACCAGAAGAGAAGGAGGAGUUCGAAGAGGUGAUCGCUCCGUCGGGUGAACCAAAGUUCGUCGCUCUUGACGUUGCUCAGCUGGAUCGCGUCCACGGGUGUGCUCCGUACGAGCCGCACAUCCACGUUCCUGAUUCGCUCCCUCUCGUUCAAAUUUGA